Plasmodium gonderi is the source of this 411-nucleotide messenger RNA. RefSeq lists its product as hypothetical. Bases 1 to 411 code for a protein of 136 amino acids. Lineage: Eukaryota; Apicomplexa; Aconoidasida; Haemosporida; Plasmodiidae. The transcript has a single exon. Gene Ontology annotation, cellular component: core mediator complex; mediator complex. Gene Ontology annotation, biological process: regulation of transcription by RNA polymerase II. Gene Ontology annotation, molecular function: transcription coregulator activity. The record is from RefSeq and is a predicted model, not a curated record.
AUGGAAAACGAAAAGCUAAGAGAACAUGAAGAAGAAGAAAAAGAAGAAGAGAAAAAAAUAAAUAAAAGAGUAUUAAUUUUACAUAAACAUUAUAGAGAGGGCCCAUUUGAAAAUAGAUUAAGGUUUGAGUGUGAAUUAGAAUUUGUACAAUCUUUAAGUAACAUAGAUUAUAUAAAAUAUUUAUACGAAAACAAAUACUUUAGUGAUAAAAAGUUUCUGAAUUAUUUGAAAUAUUUAAAUUAUUGGAGAACCAAACCGUACAUUUUUUAUAUCCAUUUUCCUAUAUGCCUAUACGUUUUAGAAAUAUUAAAUUGUAGUAAGGUAGAUGAAUAUUUUAACAAAGCUACCUCAUUUAACAACUUUGUGUAUUAUUUAAAGUUGCACUGGUUGUUUUUCAAUUACCAAAUUUAG